AUGGUGAAUGUCCCUAAAGCCCCCGGACUCUGCAAGAAGCAUGGCCAGUACCGACCCCACAAAGCGAGACAGUUCAAGGAGGGCAAGGAUUCUCUGCAUGCCCAGGGAAAGCGGCGCUAUGACGGGAAGCAGAGUGGCUAUGGUGGGCAGACUAAGCCGAUUUUCCAGAAAAAGGCUGGAACUGAAACGAAGAUUGUGCAAAGGCUCGAGUGCAUUGAGCCCAACUGCAGGUCCAAGAGAAGGCUGGCCAUGGAGCGACGCAAGCAUUUUGAGCUGGGAGGACACAAGAAGAGAAAGGGCCACGGGAUCCAGUUCUAA
Messenger RNA from Sapajus apella (tufted capuchin), 318 nucleotides. Its product is annotated as 60S ribosomal protein L36a-like. Gene Ontology annotation, molecular function: structural constituent of ribosome. Gene Ontology annotation, biological process: translation. The transcript has a single exon. NCBI's taxonomy places the organism in Eukaryota, Metazoa, Chordata, Mammalia, Primates, Cebidae. The coding region runs from base 1 to 318 and encodes 105 amino acids. Gene Ontology annotation, cellular component: ribosome; cytosolic large ribosomal subunit. The record is from RefSeq and is a predicted model, not a curated record.